UGAUACAUCGUGUCGGCAGUCUGUUUGCAAGGAUAUAUAGAUAUUAGUAUCUGGCAGUGUUUGAGAUACAGCUUGCUUGUGUGCGUUUGUCUGUUUUGUUGAUACAACUGUUUUAUAUCGCAAAGAGCUCUCUCUACCGUCGACAGUCAACAAAAAAGUCUCCUUGAUCCAGCCAAGCUCAGGAACACUCCACCACACACCACCAAAACAAUGUCACAAGAAGCUUCAUCAGUAAGUGCCCAGGCGCUUCCGAUACCAGGAACAAUAAGGCGAGCAGGCGUCAGCAGUCGAACAAACAAACCGGUCCCACCACCGCCCGCUCCACCACCAGGAAGACGUGCAAUCGGCAGCAGCAGUAACGCUAUCGCGAUCGACUCGGGACUGGCUGCAUAUGGAAAUCCUUCACAGACGUUGUAUAUAAAUAACCUGAACGACAAGAUUCAGAAAGAUGAACUGAAAUUGUGUCUGUACACGCUGUUUGCGACGUACGGCACAAUUCUCGACGUCGUUGCAGUCAAAACACCGAAAAUGCGCGGACAGGCUCACGUAGUGUUUGCAAGUGUACCAAGUGCCACGGCAGCGCUGCGAAGCUUACAGGGAUUCUCGUUUUUGGGCAAAGAGAUGCACAUUGCGUUUGCCAAGUCAAAAUCUAAUGUAGUUGCACGGAACGAUGGCACGUUCAACUCUUCACAGGCGCUGUUACAGCAAACAACCGCAGCAGCAGCAGCAGCUGUUGAUGAGGAUGUACCUAUGUACGCUGCACCGGCUGACGACGACGACGAAGAUAAGGAAGAAGAAGAGGUGAAGCAGGGGACCAAGAGAAGCCGGGAAAACGAUAGCGACGAGGAAUAGAGUGAAUGUAUUUAUACGGAGAUGUACGAUAGAGCACAGAAAAUGUUUAGCAAUCUAUAAGGAAGCAGCUUCAAUGAUGACUACAGCAAUCCUACACCAAGCACACUGCCAAUGAUUCCAAACCACACGACGAGAUAC
This is a messenger RNA of Myxozyma melibiosi, 990 nucleotides long. RefSeq lists its product as uncharacterized. Gene Ontology annotation, biological process: mRNA splicing, via spliceosome. The coding region runs from base 211 to 852 and encodes 213 amino acids. Gene Ontology annotation, cellular component: U12-type spliceosomal complex. NCBI's taxonomy places the organism in Eukaryota, Fungi, Ascomycota, Lipomycetes, Lipomycetales, Lipomycetaceae. The record is from RefSeq and is a predicted model, not a curated record. Gene Ontology annotation, molecular function: pre-mRNA intronic binding; U12 snRNA binding. The transcript has 3 exons.